Physella acuta is the source of this 1697-nucleotide messenger RNA. RefSeq lists its product as uncharacterized. Lineage: Eukaryota; Metazoa; Mollusca; Gastropoda; Physidae. The record is from RefSeq and is a predicted model, not a curated record.
GAAAUAGACGUACACCAAGUCUAGGCUAUUUCUAGUUUCUUCUCUGCUGUUGUAGCCAAUGGAUUUUUUAAAGAUCCCUUCUCAAAGCUAAUUCACGGUGCAAGCAAUACUGAGGUUUACAUAUGGAUAAAGUUAUCGUGUUUUCUAUACUCUUCAUGUGUAUGGUUUACUUACCAGACAUGAUAAUCGGCUUGACAAAAUAUCCCAUGGAAAUCACAGGAUUUGAGAGAGAUUGUGUCAACUAUAGUUGCCGCCCCACUGGCAAAAUAGCCGGAAGUGUUAAAAUCUUUGAAAAAGAUAUACAACGUCCAACGGACUGUGAACAGACCAUAAUUGUUCUUUACUGCACGAGAAACGACAACUGCUCUAGUGGCUCUAAAAGCUGGGCAAGGUACUGUGAUAUAUUUCGGGUUUGCAGCGAACCGACGUCUUGCCUUGCGACGAACCGUUUCCCUUGCUACUGCUCAGGGCCUUAUCCUUUGAAUGUCAAGUUUUUCCCUACGUUUCACAAUGGUUUCUAUCGGCUGGCAGCGGUCAACGCCACGGAAAUCGGAGAACCUAUAAUUACGUUCAGUGCAAGCAAUAUAUUUGAUUCAUCAGCUAAACCAGCCCGUUGGAAUCCAGUUGAAGAUGUUGGGCACCUUCACCAAAAAAUAGAACAUUCAACCAACGGAAAACGACAAUUACAUUCAGAUUUUGUCUUCUUGUGUAUCGGAACACUGUAUGUCGUCCUACUAGCCUAGAAACAACUUUCUCAUGAGUAUUCCAGAAAUGACGGCACAUUUAUAAAAAUGAUAUGUGUUCGUAAAGAUGCUUUUUGUCAAAAUGAGUGGGGUCGGGGGUAUAGCAAUAUUUGACAUUCUUAAUAUUUAUUGAGAGUUUUGUAAACGGUAUGUUUAAGUUAUAAAGUAAAUGGCCAAUCUACAUUUUCUUAACAAUGCUCAUGUAUUUUUGGUGAUUAAUUUUUUUAUAUUUUGGCCUACGGAAAAAGAAAUCGCCAACAGCAUGCUAAUAUUUUACACGGAAAGAAAUGUAUUUUACAUUACAAAAUGUAGUUGGAGGUUGGGAGGCUUGAGAAUGAGGUAAUGGAGUAUUAGGUAAUAUAGGCCUAUAUGUUGGCUGAUGUAUUUUGUAACGAUGUAUUUGACUAACGCUUGUUGAAAGCAUGGCGUUUUGUAUGGACUCCAAAAUGUAAACAAAGUGAUAGGUUUUAUUAAUUUUUUUUUCAGUUAAUAAUAUGCAAUUGAAAAUGUGACAAUUAUGUUUUUUUAAAAGUAUUGUGGUAGUUUUUUCUCAUAAUUACAAGUAAUUAGAAAUAACGUUCUACAUAACCAUUUCUUUUUAACAUACAUUUAGGUUAGUAUAUAAAAACUUUACUUUGGAAAAAAAUAUAAUAUUGCAUUUUUACGUAAAAAAUGUCAGAAAAGUGGCGCGCUAUAUGAAACAAACUAUUACUUGCGGCAUCGCACUGUUAAAUUAAACAUCACUCUUGGACGAUUGGUGCGUAUUAGACAUAUUUUACUAAACAGGAAUUUAGAUUGAUGAAACAGGACGACAUGACAACUGGUGUGCUGGUUACUCCUUUAGCAGCGUACAGUGAAGUAAAGCGGCUGAAAUUCUUUGCUUUCUGGAUAGUUUAAACUUUCCUCAUGUCCUAUGGUGCUGUGUGAAACAUAAAAAUGUAUUAAAAAUUGUUU